This is a messenger RNA of Fusarium redolens, 743 nucleotides long. RefSeq lists its product as uncharacterized. The record is from RefSeq and is a predicted model, not a curated record. Lineage: Eukaryota; Fungi; Ascomycota; Sordariomycetes; Hypocreales; Nectriaceae. Bases 69 to 743 code for a protein of 224 amino acids. Gene Ontology annotation, molecular function: 4 iron, 4 sulfur cluster binding; NADH dehydrogenase (ubiquinone) activity; quinone binding. Gene Ontology annotation, biological process: aerobic respiration; electron transport coupled proton transport; mitochondrial respiratory chain complex I assembly. The transcript has 3 exons.
CACUGUUGAUUUUGUCUUUCUCAUUUCUUAGAAAGUUCUAUUUGUUUACUUAUACGAUAUAUGUCAAGAUGAAUCGGUUACAAUUGGCAAGAUCUAUAGCUCGGCCUCUCUCCAUUACAGCCAUUCCAACGAUUCCACAAAAAGCUUCCCAAGUCCAAAGAACAACAGAGAACCGAUUUGACUAUCAGAGACGGAAAAAAUCCUCCCAGGCGACUAAGGAUAUAGCCCCCAGUGCGCACCCAGCUUCGCUCGCCGAUGUUAAGCCAAGCAACCUAGUCGACUAUGCCCUUACGACGCUGGAUAAGAUAGCCAGUUGGGGCCGCACUGGCUCCCUCUGGCCAUUGAGCUUCGGUCUCGCUUGCUGCAGUAUCGAAAUGAUGCACGUUUCAAUGCCACGCUACGACCAAGACCGUCUGGGCAUCAUUUUCCGUGCCUCCCCCAGACAGUCAGACGUAAUGAUCGUCGCAGGGACUGUCACAAACAAAAUGGCUCCUGCAUUGCGACAAGUCUACGAUCAGAUGCCCGAGCCGCGUUGGGUCAUCAGCAUGGGAUCUUGUGCGAAUGGGGGAGGGUACUAUUACUACAGCUAUAGCGUUGUUAGGGGAGUUGAUCGCAUUGUGCCGGUAGAUAUAUUCGUUCCUGGCUGUCCACCUACUGCUGAGGCUUUGAUGUAUGGCGUGUUUCAGCUGCAGAGGAAGAUCAGGAGUCAAAGAGCUUCGAGGAUGUGGUAUCGAAAGAAGUAG